GCCUCUUCCCCCGCACUAUCUUCCAUAACUUCAGUACAAGUGAUUUGAGCGGUAUCGAAAGGUUCGCGCGUCUCUUCGUGGUGUGUUGGGCCGCGCGGGAUCAAAACAGACACUCCCCAAUUUAAUAACAUCGGCCGUUGAAGAGAAGUUGUAAAAACUCGUAAAUUUCAAAGAGAAAAUUCCACUAUCUGUGUAAAAAAUUGUUGUCAAAUCCGAGUUAGGAAACCUUUCUUUUUUACCGUAAAAAUACCACUUUGCUUUUAUAGGUACAAGUUAUAUAGGUAUGACUUUAUUAUACGAAAUUUUGUUAAAAAACUAGGGGUUACGCCUCCUCAACGCUUUGUGCCGCAGGCGUAAUGCUUUACGUGUUACACAUUUUAUUAAAUAAUAUCGAGGAAGAUCUUACAUGCACUUGGUAUGAAGUUAACUGUGGUGCUGAUAGUGCUUAGUUGGUCGCACAGCUAUGACGCCUUUAGCGUUCUUGUAUUUUUGCCAAACCCUCUUCGAAGCCACUACGAUCAAGUGGAACCAAUAUUUUACGCACUUGCACUCCGCGGCCACAAUGUCACCGUCGUCAGCCCGUACCCACCAAAGGACCAGACAUCCAAUCUUCGACAUAUUUUCUUAUCCGCGGACCGAUUCAUGAAACAUACAGCUGCUGACUGGAACAUGAUGGAGCUCUCGCUGACGGACGACCAGUUCAGCAUCGACCAAUGGAAGCUCCACGCCGACGUAUUCGUGCCCGAAGUCCUGGGCUCCACCGUUUUCGGCGACCUGACCCGCGGCGCCUCGCGGUUCGACCUGGUCUUCCUAGAGCUGUUUUUUGGGCAGGAGGCGCUUGCCGUGCUUGGCCACAUCUUUGACGCUCCCGUCGUCACCUAUGCCUCCUUCGGUCACACCCCUGACGUGCUCCGCUUCGCCGGCGCCGCCAACGCCGUGGCCUAUCUCCCGUAUAUGGAGCUCCGCACGGCUGGACCCCUCAGUCUCUUCCAAAGGCUCAGGAAUACGUGGAUGCAGUACGCGUCCAUGCUGUAUCACGAGUACUGGUACUAUCCGCAGCAUGACGCCUUGCUUGCCAAGUAUAUUUCAAAACCUCUGCCUCGUAUUAGAGACAUGCUGCACAAUAUUUCUUUAUACCUACUUACUGGAAACGUUGCCGUGGAUGGAGCCAAACUUUAUCCGCCACACGUUAUCGAGAUAUCGGAGCUGAACAUCAAAGGCACAAACCCUUUGGACGAGGAAAUCAAGGUCAUCAUGGAUCAAGCGGAAAACGGAGUAAUAUUUUUCUGCUUCGGGACAUUGUUGCAAGCAAGCAGUUUCCGAAAGGAGGCUGUCAACACUUUUUUGUCCGUAUUUAAGGAGUUGAAGCAGACGGUUUUGUGGAAAUCCAACCUCAACGCCUCGGAUUGGGAUAUUCCUAAAAAUGUCCAUAUGAGAAAUUGGUUUGACCAGCCAAGUAUUCUAGCGCACCAGAAUUGUGUCCUGUUUCUUACUCACGGAGGAUUAUCGAGUAUGAUGGAAGCCAUUCGUUAUGCUGUCCCGGUUGCGGGUAUGCCUUUCUACGGGGACCAGUGGAGGUUGCUGGCUUAUGCUGAGUACCUCGGAUACGGACUUCGUCUAGAAUACAAGAAUCUCACUCAAAAAUCCUUGAGUUGGGUCAUUAAGACCGUGCUGGAAGACCCCACAUAUAAGGAGAACAUAAGGAGGGCCUCGAAAAUUUUGAGUGAUAAGCCUAUGACGUCACUCGAGACGGCCGUGUAUUUUCUCGAAUACGUCGUCCGGCACAAAGGAGCCCACCACUUAAAGCCACUAGCGACCAAAAUCCCCACUUACCAGCUAUUUCUAAUAGAUGUCAUUGCAAUUUAUGGAACAUUGUUUUUUGUGGUGUUCUAUCUCAUCCUGAAACUAGUAAUUUUAUCGUGGACAAGAAUUUGUAAAACUCAACUGAAGGAAAAAGCCGAUUAGCAGGAUUGCCUCACCCCAAAUUGGACGUAUUUCUAUCAAACAGAUUAAUGUGCAGGUGAGAAAUAUGGGGUGUUCUCGAGAAAGCUGCACAAGAAACAAUGUAAAAGUGGGCGUAAUUCCUUUUGAAGAAUUGGAAAAGUGGGAUUUUAAAUUCAGCAAACAGAACUAUGUGCCAACUGAAUGCGGGAUAUAUGAGCCGCGAGCAUGGGACGAGAGCGUUGUGGACAGGCUCAUGCAUGAGUUAGGUAAUGACCACUAUGAAGAGCCGCGACCGCAACGAUGGCAUCCAUCGCCGUUGACAUCACUGGCGCUUUAUUAUUCUCAUUCACUCCAUCACUCUUAUGGUUGGACAACUGACGAGCACACCCCAUAUUUCUCACCUGCACAUAAAUCUGUUUGAUAGAAAUACGUCCAAUUCUGUUUUCAUGGUAGCUGUUUUAGUGCUAAAUUGAAUGAUUGCUGCAUUUUUAAAACAUAAAAAUUCUGCAAGUAAGACUUCAUAGGUAUUUAAAAGCCAAUUGUUUCUUAAACUGAUAAAAUUCACUGUAGAUCAAAUAUUUUUCUUCAUAUCAUGACAUUGUUUUACUAGUGAAACUAAACAACUUUACAAUAAAACUAUACUUAUUUUAGUUUUUGAA
Molecule: messenger RNA, 2603 nt
Organism: Bemisia tabaci
Lineage: Eukaryota; Metazoa; Arthropoda; Insecta; Hemiptera; Aleyrodidae
Product: UDP-glucosyltransferase 2
Molecular function (GO): UDP-glycosyltransferase activity
Source: RefSeq, a predicted model, not a curated record